Sinocyclocheilus grahami is the source of this 5898-nucleotide messenger RNA. RefSeq names its product zinc finger protein GLI1-like. The coding region runs from base 226 to 4338 and encodes 1370 amino acids. Gene Ontology annotation, biological process: smoothened signaling pathway; regulation of transcription by RNA polymerase II. Gene Ontology annotation, molecular function: RNA polymerase II cis-regulatory region sequence-specific DNA binding; DNA-binding transcription factor activity, RNA polymerase II-specific. The transcript is spliced from 13 exons. Lineage: Eukaryota; Metazoa; Chordata; Actinopteri; Cypriniformes; Cyprinidae. The record is from RefSeq and is a predicted model, not a curated record. Gene Ontology annotation, cellular component: nucleus.
UGCAUCUGCAUCUGUGUGUGUGUGUGUGUGUGUGUGAGGAGAAAGAGGGGCUUUAUUGGAAAUUCUCGAACCCCCAUCGGGACGCUCUCGGCUUUCAGCUCCGCUCGCGCAAGUUUUCCAGGGAAAAGUGGAGUUUGCUGGGAUCAGCGCGAGGCCACACAGACUGAUGAAGGCAGAAGCGAGUCUUCAGAGAGGUCUGUGGCUGUAGCGGGUGUGUUCGUCUCAAUGCCAGUGGAUAUGCAGCCGCAUCAGGGGCUGUACCACUACAACAACACCGCCAACCAGCCGAGCCGAGGACUGGCUCGGUCAGUGCGAUCGCUCUACAGCGAGGUGCCACCCGACAGCAGAGAGAUGUUUAACCCCUCCAUGACCCCAGGAGCCUGUAUGGACCCCUACAUGCGGCCGCCGCAUGGCAUGAUGGGACACCGCGGGAUGCCUCCGCCUGAGAGUGUCAGCGGCGCCCCCUACUGUAACCAGAGCAUGAUGGGAUCUCACCAUAACCAGCCGGGAUCUGAACACAUGGCAUCAGGAGACGCGUCUUGUUUCUCGACGCCUCGCUCCAUGCUGAAGCUGAGUAAGAAGCGUGCUCUGUCCAUCUCGCCGCUGUCUGACGCCAGCGUGGACCUGCAGACGGUCAUCCGCACCUCGCCCAACUCUCUGGUGGCGUUUGUGAACUCGCGCUGCGGGCCGAACGCUGCCAGCUCAUACGGGCAUCUGUCUGUGGGAGGCAUGAGUCCGUCGUUGGGUUUCUCCGGCUCCAUGAACUACUCUUGCAGACCGCAGGGGAACAUGUAUGGCUCUCUCGCUGCAUCAUGCCCCAGACUCCACGCGCCGGCCAAACACACACACCUGAAGACGGAGCCUGUUCUGGGCAGCGUGAUGAACAGCAUUAACAUCAAGAGCCUGGAGGAGCAUUCGGAGGGAGACGUGGCGAGUCCAUCCUCGACUGGAACACAGGAUCCUCUUCUGGGUUUACUGGAAGGCAGAGAUGAUCUUGAUAAGGAGGAGAAACCUGAAGCAGAGGCCAUUUACGAGACUAACUGUCACUGGGAGAGCUGCAGCAAAGAGUUCGACACUCAGGAGCAAAUCGUGCAUCACAUCAAUAACGAGCACAUCCACGGGGAGAAGAAGGAGUUUGUGUGUCACUGGAAGGAUUGCUCUCGAGAGCAGCGGCCCUUUAAGGCCCAGUACAUGCUAGUGGUCCACAUGCGCAGACACACGGGAGAGAAACCUCACAAGUGCACUUUUGAAGGCUGUAAUAAAGCAUACUCGCGUCUGGAGAACCUGAAGACUCAUCUGCGCUCGCACACCGGCGAGAAACCGUAUGUGUGUGAACACGAGGGCUGCAACAAGGCUUUCUCCAAUGCGUCAGACCGCGCAAAGCACCAGAACCGAACACACUCCAAUGAGAAACCAUACGUUUGUAAGAUCCCCGGCUGUACGAAGCGCUACACUGACCCGAGCUCUCUGAGGAAGCACGUGAAGACGGUGCACGGACCCGAGGCUCACAUCACUAAAAAGCACCGCGGAGACACCGGACCACGUCUGACCAAUGCAGGACAGAGCUCUGAACUUCUGAUAGAAAAAGAGGAGAGAAGCAGAGAGGACUGCAAAUUACUCGCUCCAGAAACCGCUCUGAAAUCCCAGCCAAGCCCUGGCGGCCAGUCAUCCUGUAGUAGCGAACGUUCUCCACUAGGGAGCGCCAACAACAACGACAGCGGUGUGGAGAUGAACCUCAAUGCGGCGGGGAGUCUGGAGGACCUGACCACACAGGAGGAGAGCGGGAACACCGGCGGCGGCUCGGGGGGAAUGUGCAUGUCCGUUCAGGCCUUGAAGAGGUUGGAGAACCUAAAGAUCGACAAACUGAAGCAAAUUCGCCGGCCAACACCACCUGGGCGGAGCGCAGGGAAUAAACUGCCGGCUCUCUCAGCAACAGGAGAGAUGAUGGGCAUGUGUGUGCCUUCACCCUUGCUCUCCAACCGGCGUGUAAUGGAGCUUUCUGCCCCAGAUCUGGGCGGAGUUAGCGGAAUGGGAAUGCCUUGCCCACCAAACGACCGGCGGGGCAGCGGCACCAGCAGCUUCAGCUCUGCCUACACAGUGAGCCGCCGUUCGUCUAUGGUCUCGCCCUACCUAUCAAGCAGACGCUCCAGUGACGUGUCCCAAGUGGGUCACUGCCAUUCCGUAAUAGGGACCGAUGUUCCCAGUGACCCACUGUCUCCUCAGAACAGCCAAAGAGGUGGAUCAUGCCAGAACCCUGGGGGAUUGCCAGGUCUACCGAGUCUGACUCCUGCGCAGCAGUAUAGUCUGAAGGCUAAAUAUGCAGCAGCAACAGGCGGCCCACCGCCAACCCCGUUACCCAACAUGGACCAACCUGGCAACCCUGGAAGAUUCCUGAGGGAAUGCCAUGGCCAACCUCUUCCUCUGUUUCUGCAGCAAGGUGGCACGAGGAGACAGAGUGCUAAUGCCGAAUACGGCACGGGAGUGAUCUAUCCACAUCAGGCACCCGGGAACAACACGAGGCGCGCCAGCGAUCCAGUACGCUCUGGUGCCGACCUGCAGGACUUACCCAAGAUGCAACGCUUUAAUAGCUUAAGCAACAUGUCCCUUAUGAGUCGCCGCAAUGCACUGCAGCAGUGCGGAUCUGAUGCCGCUCUCAGCAGGCACAUGUACUCGCCUCGUCCACCGAGCAUCACUGAAAAUGUCAUGAUGGAGGCCAUGGCCAUGGAUCCUCAUGGGACUGCCGAAGGCAGAGAGCAAGGCAACAUGAUCCAAUGUGGAGACCGAGCCUACAUGAGCUACCAGCAACCUCAACAAUGCAACCACCCUCACAAUGCAAGUCAACUGUCUCCCGGACAAGAAGGACUGAGUUGCGUGGAUCAAGUCUACCAGUCUCAAAUGCAAGGUCCGUACCAGCGUGAGGAGAUCUGUGCCACCGGGAUAAUGGGUCAGGCUGACAUUGCAAACAAUCUUCUACAGCAAGCUGAGUUUGGCAUGAGCAACUGUCAGCUUAGCCCCUCCGGUCCACAUUAUCCCAGCCAGGGUGAUGGAUCUGGACCCUGGGGACAGACCAACCAGCUCCACAGCCCUCAGACUGAUAUGCAGUACCAGUGUGCAGGCAUUCAAGGACAACACUACCCUCAACAGGGUGUAUACGACCCUACAUCUGACCCUGGCCAUCAAAGAGUUACUGUAAAACCAGAGCAGUUCCAUUCAUCCAUGGGAGGAGCCAGUUCCUGCCAGAACACUAAACCUCUACACCAGCAUCGGCAUGAUGUGAAUAUGCAGGCGUAUCCACCGCAGUCAGGCCAGGGCAUCAUGGGCAGGUCCUCCAAUGCGAACUGUGAAUUCCAUCACGGCCAGAUGGGAGCACAAGUCGGUCUUCCACAGCAGAGCCAGGCGGGAUCGUUCCCGAGCGGUGGAGGGAUAAAUCUUGCACUGACGGAGAACCGUAGGUUGCAGACGCCAAUGCAUCAGAUGAAGGAAAUGAUGGUGAGAAAUUAUGUGCAGUCCCAGCAAGCGCUCCUUUGGGAACAACAGCAGGAGCAAAGGGUAGUCGAUGGGAAGCCCGAUGGCAUGGAAAUGGGAGGGCAUCAACAAGCUAACCAGAACCUUUAUCCUGGAAACUCCUACCAAGGCUACCCGAAUCAGAAAUUGAUGAGCCCACCGCAAAAUCGAGUUCCCAGUUCCAUCAAGGAGCAUACCGCUGGGAUGCAGGGAUCCUGCUACGGGCCGGAUAUGGUGCCACGACCACCUCAGGUACGAAAGCCUCUGAGUCGCCAAAACAGCCUAUCCCAGCAGACAGGUGGAGCUUACCUGGGCAGCCCGACUCACCUGAGCCCGGUCCACUCCACCACCAGUCCCAGAAGAGGAGUCCGUCUCCCACCGGUUCAACAACAGCAGCAUUCGGAAAACUUCACCAAUAACAACAAACCAAUGUACUGCUCAGGCCAGAUACACAUGCACCACGACAUAGAGAAGACUCAGGAUGGACCAUGCCUGGCCCAGCAGCACCUGACAGGGAUAGACCCUAGUACCAAGCCCACCUCGAUGGCCUACUCUGACCCUGCACCCAUGUCCAAUGCCUUAGAAAACCUGGACUUGGAGAACGCUCAGAUUGACUUUGCUUCCAUCAUUGAUGACCCAGAACCUUCAUUUUACAGUCCAAUAAACCCACAGCUGGGUCACCACCAGUGCUCCUCUCAGACCUCCUCCUGUCUCACCACACCCCAAACCUCCAUCACCCUUCCAAGUGGCCUUUCCAAUAUGGCAAUCGGGGACAUGACCUCGAUGUUGACGUCCCUUGCUGGGGAGAACAAGUAUUUGAACACAUUGUCUUAAAGUGUUUAUACAUAUAAUUGGGCCAAAGUGAGCAUGUAGACUCUAUUGCCCUUUCAACACUAAAGGUUCCUCUGGACGUCCUUUUUUUGCUCAUGCGCCAGGUACUGAUGGUUCUGCUGAUGUCCUUCAUGGGAUCCCAGAGAUUUUGCAUAAUAGUUUUGUAAUUGUGUAAAAUAUGUUGCUGAACAUUACCACAGAGGCCUAAUGACUAUUACUGAAGGGGCAUUCCGGUCACUACUAUGAGACUGUUUACGAUGGAAAUCUUGUUUAAAAUGUAAAUAUGAGCUUUGGACUGUAAAUGGUGGCAAGAUAGUAUAAAGAAAAUCUCUUUUUUGAUACAUAUACAGACUUGGACUGGCACAAAAGCCACAUGAACUCUACAUAAGAAGACUGAAAUACUAAGUGAGCGAACGUGUAAAGGAAGAACCUGGUUGGCACGUUCUCUAGAAGUAUUGGUAAAGACAGGACUCAAGUGCCUUCAACCAUUGUGGCCUCUUUGAUUCCUCACAACAUGUUGGAGAAAACUCGACAGAUGAGACACAUGGACAGUCAGAUAGAAACACUGACAGAUGGAUAAACUCAGUAUGAAGCCCAAAGUAUACGAACACUUAAUGUAUGAGUACAACAGAAUGCAUAGCCUUUCAAAGUAUACUCCACUUAAUAGUGCACAAAAACACAGGUGGCUGACACAUGCGCACUAGACAGUUUCAUUUUUGCCGAUGUCUGUGCUAUUUCUCUACAGAAGUUAUGAGCAAUAAAAACAAAUGCUUUUGUUCUCUAUUAAACUAGCAGGUGUCUAUAUUCUUGUUGCGCCUCCAGUAGAUUGCGGUUCCAUCUCGUUUCUUUUUCUACCGUGAAACAACCAAUGUCGCCACCUUGUGGACCAACUAAUUAGUGCAAAGAAGAUGUUUGCUCAAGCUGAGUGUAAAGAGUACAUGCAUAUACAUUGGGCUUAGGAGAAAGUGUGUUCUCACUAAAACGCAUCACUAACUGUCAUAAUGGCAGAUUACAGAACAGUAUUUUGAAGCCUCGUUAACUAUCUCUAGGUCUAGACAGGAGCCUUUGAGUCAUGAUAUUAAUUAAAAGUUCUAGUGUUUGUUUUCUGAUUAUUUGACUAGUCUGCUUUCAGACAGAUACGUUAAAGGGUAACGGCACUGAGUGGUUUUUGUAAGGUUUCUUUUAGUUUACGCUGCGCUAUGUAACCCAAGCUAGCAUGCAAAUGCAUUGCACUGACAACAGCACUGAGCUGAGGAGAAGAGAUUAAUUUUAAUUAAUGGUUCCAUAUAGUAUGAAAGGUACAUACAGUGCAGGUAUUUUAUUUUUUGGUUUUAAGUCCUCUGUUAUUUCAACACUUUGUCUACGUUGUGCCUAACUCGUUUUAAGUAUCAUUUGAUCAUUUAAGUGUUAUAGAGGGCUGCAACCCUUUAAAAAUCCCAGUGUUUCCACUUUCUGUGGCAUACCAAAGACGACCGACACUGAGACGAGUCCACACUUGAUAUUUGCUAGACAUCAUUUCCAUAGACAGCUAGACGUCAUGUGCUUCCAUAUUGCUGCAAAAAU